This is a messenger RNA of Aspergillus fischeri NRRL 181, 1158 nucleotides long. Its product is annotated as putative RNA binding protein. The record is from RefSeq and is a predicted model, not a curated record. The coding region runs from base 1 to 1158 and encodes 385 amino acids. The transcript has a single exon. Lineage: Eukaryota; Fungi; Ascomycota; Eurotiomycetes; Eurotiales; Aspergillaceae.
AUGGAAAUUCGAACGAGAAAAGUGAUCCACAGAUGCUUGUUCAGCGACGGAAGGGGGACUUGCGACCGCGCUCGAGUGUAUGAUCGCGGCGAAUUCUACCACGCUAGACAGGCCCAGCAGGGAGGUCCCAGAAGAAUGGCUUCUCCGAGGAUCAGCACCAUCGCGCCCAGGAACCUCAGUGAGACAAGGUGGCAGGAGACACAUAGACAUCCUUCGCCGACGGGGAGAUCAUCACAAGCUCGAAGCCGGUCAUUUUUGUUCCGAAUCCCGAUUUUCAGAAGGUCUUCCGAGGCAAGUGACAGAGAGACGUUGUACGAGCGCCGCGGCCGUCAGAGAUCGCCUCGUCCCGUUGUUGUUGGCUUCCCAGAGGUCGAGGAGCGGACACCGCGCAACGAGCGGCCAGAUUCGGUCCGAAUUCGAUGCAUUUCACCACGGGCAGGAAGAUCUCCGACCACGACCGACAGGGAGCAAGCAAAUGACGCUGUUGAAAUACCUCGCCAGGCUCAAUCACGACAACCAUCACGAGAGCAACGACCUCCCCGGGAACGCACACCUGUUCCUGAACGUGAGCCAGUGCAACGGAGACCACGCCGAGGUCUAAACUGUGUAGUUGACAUUCACAAUGACGCGGCUGCAUCGCAAGACAGAGAGCGCCGGAGUGUAGAACCUCGGCAAGUUCGUUUCUCCAGCGAUGUGGAAUAUGAAAUGAACGUAAACAGCAUCAGGGCGCGUAACCGUUCUGCUGCAUUCCAUCAAGGAGAAUCUAUCGACGCAAGAGCGCCAACUCACCGAGCCUAUCCACGCAGCAACGGGUUUGCAACAGACGCCGAUAACACGAGCAACGGGGUGAGCCAUUCGAGAGUUAGCAGUCCACAUCCACGAGUUCACUCUCCCUAUCCCGGAAGGGUGAGGCAGCGGCAUCAGGAGACUAACCGUCACCGUCCGCGAAUCAUCCAAGACGGUACACGUAUCAUCUCAGAAGCAGGCGAGCGCAUUUUAGCAGAGGGCCGGGAACGCCACCAACGCGGGAAUCCAAUGCGUGAUGUCGACUUGCGCACUCAUCGAAGAGCAUCUAACGGUAGAUGUGGUCGUUUGCGAUUCUUCCAUUCGGGCGAGGAAAACAAAGAUGAUCAGCGUCAUAACGAGCGCUGGUUCUGA